Molecule: messenger RNA, 1405 nt
Organism: Paramecium sonneborni
Lineage: Eukaryota; Ciliophora; Oligohymenophorea; Peniculida; Parameciidae
Source: the annotation of a GenBank genome assembly
AUGAAAUAAUAAUCAUACGCAAAUGACAAUUAUGCGCUUCAAACAGAAGUUACAGAAAUCUUUAAAUAAGGAGAUAAGCUUUGGAAUUGUGGAACCACAAUAAAUGAAAAAAAAAAUGGAUUAAAUUUAAUUCUAAAAGGGAUUUAAAAACUACAACUUUGGAGAGAAAGUAUAGUGUCAUUCUUAUAACUUCAAAAUAGAAGAGCGUGAUCCAGGACUUCGAUUACAAUUAGAUUCUGUAUAUGAUUCCAGAAGAAUUUCAAUAAUUCAAGGUUUCAAUUUACUCGAGAGUUAUGAAAGAGGAGAGAAAAUGGAAUUUCAAGAACCUAAAAAGUACAUAAAAAGAAUAUGUAGAUAAUAUAAAUAAUAAAUAAAUACUUAAGAAAAAAAUAUUUUAAAUAAUGUAUUUAUGAAGGAAAAACCCAAUGUGAGUUGGUCAGAUAUCAUAGGUUUAGAUAUUGCGGUGGCAACUUUAUAAGAAUGUAUUCUUGUUCCAAUGAAAUUUCCAAGUUUAUUUGGAUAAGCUAGAUAAACUUGGAAUGGAAUACUUUUGUAUGGAGUAACCUAAAAUUAUUAUUAUUAGCCACCUGGAGCAGGUAAAACGUAUAUUGCAUAGGCUUGCGCUAAUUAAACGAUUGAUAGUUGUAGUUUCUUUUUUAUCUCAGCUACAGAUCUCAUUUCUUAAGCUGAAGCAUUUAAAGAUAAAUUUAUGAAAGAUUUAUUUGAAAUAGUUAAUUAAAAAAAACCCUCGCUGUUGUUUAUUGAUUAAGUUGAAAUUGUUUCUGAGUGUUUUGGCAAAUCUAUUAUCAAAGCCCUAAUGGAUACUAUUCAGCGAAAUUAGUCUCAAGUAUUUGUAAUUGGAGCUACUCAUCUCCCCUGGAAACUUGAUAUUUCUACUAUUCAGAGGUAUUAAUUUUUAAAAUAAUCUUUCAGCUUUGAAAAAAAAAUAUACAUAUCUCUACCUGACUUAGAAGCCAGAGGGAAUCUAAUUGCUAAAUUUUUACAUAAAAUUCAAAACAAUUUAACAAAAUUGGAUCUCUAGGAUUUAGCAAUUAAAACAGAAGGAUACUCUUGUUUUGAUAUUAAUGUUUUAGUUAGAGAUGCAGCUUUGGAGCCUAUUCGGAAAAUUCAAACAGCUUAAAAAUUUAAGAUGGUGUAAGUGUAAGGAAAAGUGAAAUGGAUUCCAGCUGCAAUAAAUGAAUUAGGAGAGUUAAAAACAUUUUAGGAUCUUGAUAUUUCAAGAAUUCAAAUUCCUGAUGUUUGUUAUGAUGACUUUAUAAAAGUCUUGAAAUAAUCAAAAAAAUCAGUUUCCCAAGAUUUACUUAUGGAAUUCCAAAAAUGGAUGAAGUAAUAUGGGUUAAAAGAAUGAACUAAAAUUUGUAUUUUAGAUGUUCUUAAUUGUCAA